Molecule: messenger RNA, 1938 nt
Organism: Alternaria arborescens
Lineage: Eukaryota; Fungi; Ascomycota; Dothideomycetes; Pleosporales; Pleosporaceae
Exons: 1
Coding region: 1-1938 (645 amino acids)
Source: RefSeq, a predicted model, not a curated record
AUGUAUUCCCCACUCGACGCCACCCGGAAAGAGAUACGCAUACUCCAUGUCCACCCAGGUGCCUGGAACGACGACGUCAAAUGCCAUCUGGAAACAGUCUCACUCAACGACAACCCAAAGUUUUAUGCCAUCUCAUAUGUCUGGGGUGAUCCAAAUAUUACAUUGCCGAUCACUAUUGAUGGCAAACCGCUGCCCGUUACACGAAACUUAUGCAACGGGCUUCAACGACUACGAAAGACAGAUGAAACUUUGAUGAUCUACGCUGAUGCAGCGUGCAUCAACCAGUCGGAUGUAAAUGAGCGAUCUGAACAGGUUCAACUCAUGGGCGAGAUAUAUACCUCUGCCCAGGAAGUCUUCAUCUGGCUGGGUUACGGACGUGAAUCGCAAGCUCCUGUAGCACGACCAGAUAUCAUCCACUGGUUCAAAGAUGGCACAGACAUGAAAGUUUUAGAAUCUUACUUCGAGAAAGAUGACCUAGAACACCAGCCAGAUGAAGAGACAGAAGACGCACUCGGACUCUUCGUCUAUCUGGGGGCCCGUGCUAUGGAUAUACAUCUAUCCGAAGUGCCGUUCUUUGACGUGAAAGAGCGCAAAUUGAUUCCCAAGCACAAAUGGCCGGCGGUUAUUCGAGCUGGGAACACGUUACUCUCUAACCCUUGGUGGACAAGGAUCUGGGUCGUUCAAGAGACAGUUCUUGCUCGUGAGGCCACUGUGGUUUACUGCAACAUCACUGUCCCGUGGAAGGUAGUUACAGAUGCAGUUGAACUGUCAGAUCGUCAUGACAAACACUGCUGUGAGGAGCUGAAGUCAUCGCUACCAUACAGUGACGUCGAGAUCAUAGAUCAGUUGUUAUCCAAUAUGCACAGCGGUGCAGGAAUGAUGAAGGAGAUGAAAAAUCGAGGCCGGAAAUUGAGCUUGCGUCAGAUCAUGCGUCAAACACAUCUGCGCGAUGCGGUGGAUAUUCGGGACAAGGUCUUUGGGAUACUCGGGCUAGUAGAUGAUUGGCGAGGCGCAUCUCCCAUAGCCCCUGACUACAACAUGUCGCCGAAAGAAGUAUUCAUGCAAGCAAUCCUCCAUGACAUUGAGACUGGCGGCUCAUUGGGAUUUCUGAUGGGCACCACCAUAUCCGGAAUACCAGGAGUACCCUCCUGGGUUACUGAGAGAAGCGUAAGGACCCCGGAUCACACUCAGGCUGCAAGAGUUAGAGACGGUUGCUCCUUACUGUUCUCCGCAGACGGUCGCUGCGGGGUCAACGUCGAAAGGCGAGACGAUAUUCUCAUGGUUGACGGCUUUGAACCAAAGCUUAGAAUUUCCCAAGUCAGUCCGAUUCUUUCCAGUCCUGAUACUAGUCCGAAGGCCUAUGUCGAGCAUGUCAAGAUAUGUUAUCGUAUGGUUGGGCUUGGAGAGGAAAUACACCUUCCCCAUUCACGGAGACAAACACAAGAAGAGUGGUUCUUGAGAACAAUGGCUCAGGAUUGUUGGAUGUGGUCAUCUUUUACAAGGGAUAUUUGGCAUCGGCCUCAGCACUCAGGAAACAUCUUCAAGAGGCUCGGAGACAUAGAUGUGACUUGUCUCAGUAGAGCGUUUUGGAGCUGGCUUAAAGCUCGAGCGGAGAACAAAGAGAUCAGGAAUACGCAGUAUGAGAGCGACGAUGGUCGUAUCCGUGGCUUUCUCCGAUCUUGUGAUAUGAAUAGCGCUUAUCGAAGAUUCUUCAUCACAGAGGACGGCCGCAUGGGGCUAGGGCCGCCGGAAAUGCUUCCUGAUGACUCGAUCGCUAUAUUGCUGGGAUCGAACGUACCACUCUGCCUGCGGCCGGUUCUGAAUGCGUCCCAAGGCCACUACACACUCGUUGGAGAUACAUAUGUGCAUGGCUUGAUGGAUGGAGAAGGCGUUCCACCAAAUUGGGAAGACCAUGUCGUUAAGAUUCACCUCCAUUGA